Messenger RNA from Andrographis paniculata, 2248 nucleotides. Its product is annotated as pentatricopeptide repeat-containing protein At1g01970. Gene Ontology annotation, molecular function: protein binding. NCBI's taxonomy places the organism in Eukaryota, Viridiplantae, Streptophyta, Magnoliopsida, Lamiales, Acanthaceae. The record is from RefSeq and is a predicted model, not a curated record. The transcript is spliced from 4 exons. The coding region runs from base 691 to 1929 and encodes 412 amino acids.
ACUCCAUAUUAUCCUCUUCUUCCCUCUCUCUCUUCAAUUUUCAUUUCCUCUUUCCAUUCCCUUUUCCUUCUUCUUCUUCUUGUCUUCCCUCGUCUUCUCCGGCGCUGGACAUCAGUCCCGACCGACGCUACCGGGAAUUUCCCUAGAGAAAGGAAAUGUGAGCCGGUCGCCUUCAUUUCACUCUUAUUCUAUCGCAACCUCCUCUUCACCGCGUCGCCCGCCGGAGAGUGCUCGUGUGUGCAAGGAAGCUGAGCCGGAGGCGGAGGCAGGAAGGGCUUAUGCCACCGCAUCUUCUCCGGAGAAGGAGAAAGGUGUUGGGUGUUUGAUAAAUGUAGCAUAUGCCUGCGGCUUACAACAUCAACUUAGAUUUGAGAAUCGAGCUUCGUCAUCCAUGGACUGGACGAAUGGAAUCUUAUAGUAUUUUCGAGUUUUCAAGUUGGUGAAAGCUUUCAGCAUUCACCCGCAAGAGCAGUCAUUCGAAUUGAGAUUGGAAUUUGGACUGGGUGGUAUCCGGAAAUUUGGAAAUUUUCUCCUUACUUUUUCUUCUUUGCCCCUGCUGUUUUUCUUCUUCACUUGCUGCUGUUUGCCCGAGUGGGAGCACAAAUUGCUCGUAUUUAUGUUGUUUGUUGAAGAGUUUGGAAGUGAUUGAAUUAGUGGUGCUUGGAAUUUCAUAUACAAUUUGUUUGCUUGAUGCUGCCUCCAUUGGUAUUUUCUUCAAAUUCGGGGCAUUUUGCUCCGAGUUUAUUCCCCAUAAAUUGCCCUUCCUGUCGUCAAGACAAGAAUCUUUCAAAUGCCUUUGGUAGCAAUUUUUGCGCAAUCACGGCUUCCCAUCCAAAGCGAUCGAAGGCUCUUAGUGGUGGUGCGAGUAAUGAUGGGAAGGCUGGGAAGGUGGAAAAUUCAAAAUAUAAGUGGGUUAAGACAGGACCUAAUCUGAUGAUCGAGGAACAUAAACUGACUAUGUCGAAUAAGAUUCCGGAAAAGAUGUCGAAUCGUUGCAAAGCCUUGAUGAAGCAGAUAAUUUGCUUUUCAAGUGAAAGUGGGAGUGUUGCACAUAUGUUGGGUGCUUGGGUGAAGAGCACUACUCCUCGAAGAGCAGAUUGGCUUGCUGUUCUUAAAGAAUUAGAGGCCAUGAAUCAUCCAUUGUACUUCCAGGUGGCCGAACAUGCCUUCACAGAGGAAUCAUUUGAAGCCAACAUCCGCGACUACACCAAGAUAAUUCAUCAAUAUGCGAAGCAGAACAUGUUACCUGAAGCUGAGAACACUCUAGCAACCUUGAAGAGCAGAGGGUUCCUCUGCGAUCAAGUGACGCUAACAGCUCUAGUCCACAUGUACAGCAAGUCCGGUAAUCUCAAGCAGGCAGAAGACUCGUUUGAAGAGAUGAGGUUACUCGGCGUGCCAUUAGACAGAAGAUCGUACGGCUCCAUGAUCAUGGCCUACAUUAGAGCCGGAAUGCUACCCUGUGCAGAGACCUUACUGGCAGAAAUGGAAGCUCAAGAAAUUUACGCGGGCCGAGAAGUUUACAAGGCUCUCUUAAGAGCUCAUUCAAUAAUUGGUAACAGUGAAGCUGCACAAAGGGUUUUCGAUGCAAUCCAAAUGGCAGGCAUUGUCCCCGAUGCUAGGAUAUGUGGGCUUCUCAUAAAUGCCUACCUUGUCUCGGGUCAAACCCGUGAAGCGAGCAUGGUGUUUAAAAAUAUGAGAACUGCUGGUGUUGAGCCAAAUGACAAGUGUGUGGCGCUGGCUUUGGCUGCGUAUGAAAUGGAGAACAAACCGAAGGAGGCGUUGGAUAUGGUGACUGAGUUGGAUAGAAAUGACGUCGUGCUCGGAGAAGAAGCUUCGGAAUUGCUUGUGAAGUGGUUUCAGAGGCUGGGGAUUGUUGAAGAAGUCGAAACACUCGGCAAGACAUCUAAGGUAAUACAUACAUACUUGUAAGUACGAUCUAUUUCUAGUUUCUAAAGGGUGAUGGAAAAUGUUUUGAAAUGUGAGUUUGGUUUUUUUAAACUUUUUAAAUUGAAUGCCUUUUUAAGUUGUAUUUUAUUUGAUUUUUUAUUUGACUUUGAUGUAUGUUUCUAGAGUAGUAGUGUUGGUUGCAAUGAAGAAUUGGACAUUCUUAGACUUUAAAUGACAACCAUACUUCCGAUAACUUUUAAGACUCUUGUGUACUUUUAGGGGGAGUUUACUUCGAAGGAUUAGGUCGGAUAAUACUGUUUUAUCUGACCUAAUAUCAUAUUUACUUUAAUGUACUCGAGUC